Molecule: messenger RNA, 2133 nt
Organism: Asparagus officinalis (garden asparagus)
Lineage: Eukaryota; Viridiplantae; Streptophyta; Magnoliopsida; Asparagales; Asparagaceae
Source: RefSeq, a predicted model, not a curated record
AGGAGGGGGUGGGGACGGACGUUAAAAUGAGUGGAGCACGUCGUUUUAAUCCUCUCUAUCAAAGAUCAUAACACCACACAGCUUCCCCCAGCUAACAGCGAUGCGACACGGACGCCAUCUGUGAGCACGAGAUACCAGACAGAGCGGGGGGGCGUUAAUUGUGUGUGUGUGUGUGUGUCCGUAUAGAAAGAAGAGCACCAGUCUUUUCUUCCUUCCUUCCUUCCUCCUUUUUCUCCAUAGACAGAUUAGAGAGACUGAGGUUGGGAUUGAGCCGUUGAGAUUGGAUUCCUCCUACUACUAAUCUAGGGUUUUCAAUUUGGGGGUGGAGAAUAACGAAGAAGGGCUGAGAGAGAGAGAGAUGCUCAAGUAUUGGAAUCAGCAUCACUCUCAAAGAGGAGGAGGAGGAGCAUUGGCUGCUCUGGUGGUGCUUCUUCUUCCUGCGCUAUGGCCUUCUCUCUUCACUCCUCUCGGUCACGCCUCCCCUUCCAUCUUCUCGGAGUGGAAUGCUCCCAAACCAAGACAUCUCUCUCUCCUGAAGGGUGCUUUACAACGUGGGAUUUCGGAUGAACAGAAAUCUGAGCUUUGGUCGCCCUUGCCACACCAAGGAUGGAAACCAUGCAAUGCAGAUGCAAACAGUGGUGCACUCCCGGAAAAAUCAACUGGAUACAUCCAAGUAUUUCUAGAUGGAGGGUUGAAUCAGCAGAGGAUGGGGAUAUGUGAUGCAGUUGCGGUCGCAAAAAUUUUGAAUGCGACUCUUGUGAUCCCUCACCUUGAAGUAAAUCCUGUUUGGCAAGACUCCAGUUCAUUUGAAGAGAUUUAUGAUGUGGAUCACUUUAUCAAUGUCUUGAAAGAUGAGAUCUCGAUAGUUAGGACCUUGCCUGAUGAAUACUCAUGGAGCACAAGAGAGUAUUAUGCUGUUGCCAUCCGAGCUACGAGAAUUAAAACUGCACCUGUUCAUGCUUCCGCUAAUUGGUAUCCAGAAAAUGUCAUUCCUGUUUUGCAGAGUUAUGGUAUUGCGGCCAUAGCACCCUUUUCGCACCGCCUGGCUUUUGACAGCUUGCCUGCAGAUAUACAAAAGCUUCGUUGCAAAGUCAAUUUCCAAGCAUUGGCUUUUGUUCCUCAUAUCAAUGCUUUGGGUGAGGCUCUUGUGAACCGCCUGAGGUUCCCAGCACCUACUGAAGAGUACCUGCAGGAGGUAGUAGAUAAAAAUGUUAGGGGAUCGGGCAAAUUUGUCACCUUGCAUCUUCGGUUUGAUAAGGACAUGGCAGCACACUCAGCUUGUGAUUUUGGCGGUGGCAAAGCUGAAAGGCUGGCCUUGGCAAAGUACAGGCAGGUGAUCUGGCAAGGGAGAGUCCUGAACUCUCAAUUCACUGAUGAGGAGCUGCGUAGUCAGGGUCGCUGCCCGUUGACCCCGGAAGAAAUUGGCUUGCUACUGCUACUGGCUGCUUUAGGCUUUGACAACAAAACUCGCCUCUAUCUUGCCUCACACAAGGUAUACGGAGGAGAAGCCAGGAUCUCAAGCUUGCGGAAGCUUUUCCCACUGAUGGAGGACAAGAAAAGCCUUGCUUCUGAAGAGGAACUUGCGAAGGUUGAAGGGAAGGCUUCUCUUCUAGCUGCUGUUGAUUACUAUGUGAGCAUGCACAGUGACAUCUUCAUUUCCGCAUCUCCAGGGAAUAUGCAUAAUGCUAUGGUUGGGCAUCGGACCUACGAGAACUUAAAGACGAUAAGACCAAGCAUGAGCUUAUUAGGUCAGCUGUUUUUGAAUAAGAGCAUGGAGUGGCCGGAGUUUCAGCGGGCAGUCCAAGAAGGACACAAAAAUAGGCAAGGGCAGAUUAGAUUGAGGAAGCCAAAGCAAUCGAUAUAUACAUAUCCUGCUCCUGAUUGCAUGUGUCAGGCAUGAUCGGCCCCUGCCCGUGGUUCUAGUCUAUUAUUAUCACGAAUUUGUACUAUGCUGCCCUUGUGUUUCCAUGUGUUCAUUGUUGUAUUUGCGAUAGAGUGAUUGUUUAAAUUUGUAAUAUUCCAUCAGCUACUCAAAAGUAUAAUCUGUGUUCCUCUUACGAUCUAGUGGCUCAGCGUGGACUGAAGCUGGAUUCUAUAAAGGACGAGACAAAUUAGUUUGUGUUCUCGAGAUAU